Molecule: messenger RNA, 1533 nt
Organism: Scaptodrosophila lebanonensis
Lineage: Eukaryota; Metazoa; Arthropoda; Insecta; Diptera; Drosophilidae
Gene: shv
Product: dnaJ homolog shv
Exons: 2
Coding region: 176-1243 (355 amino acids)
Biological process (GO): protein folding; protein maturation
Cellular component (GO): endoplasmic reticulum
Molecular function (GO): misfolded protein binding
Source: RefSeq, a predicted model, not a curated record
GCAGCAACCAAUCAACGCCGACCACGAUGCACACAUACAAACGUAGAUAAUUUUUGGAGGAGUUUUUGCCAGCUGAACUAUUUUGACGUGCGUUUGUUCAUUUAUCAGAUAAAAAUAAUGUUUUGUUGAAUAAUUCGCCGACGCAGAACCACGUAGUAGAAAAACCACAUACACAAUGCAGCUAAUAAGGUGCUUGCUGCUCGUGCAGCUGUCUCUGUUCCUGAUCGAUGAGGCUCUGGCGGGCCGUGACUUUUACUCGAUUCUAAAUGUAAAGCGCAAUGCCAACACAAAUGAAAUCAAGAAGGCGUACCGGCGACUGGCCAAAGAAUUGCACCCGGACAAAAAUAAGGAUGACCCGGAUGCGUCCACAAAGUUUCAGGAUUUGGGUGCCGCAUACGAAGUUCUUUCGAAUCCAGACAAGCGCAAGACGUACGAUCGCUGCGGCGAGGAGUGUCUUAAGAAGGAGGGCAUGAUGGACCAUGGGGGUGAUCCGUUUGCCAGCUUCUUUGGUGACUUUGGCUUCCACUUUGGCAACGGAGAUCCAAAUCACCACGACACGCCACGCGGUGCAGACAUUGUAAUGAACUUAUAUGCGUCGCUGGAGGAGCUAUACACGGGAAACUUUGUUGAGAUUGUUCGAAACAAGCCAGUGGUGAAGCCGGCAUCAGGUACACGCAAAUGUAACUGCCGGCAGGAGAUGGUGACUCGUAAUCUGGGACCGGGCCGCUUCCAGAUGAUACAGCAAACCGUGUGCGACGAAUGUCCCAAUGUUAAACUAGUCAAUGAGGAGCGCACGCUGGAGAUUGAAGUGGAGCAGGGUAUGGUCGAUGGCCAGGAGACGCGUUUCGUGGCCGAGGGUGAGCCGCACAUUGAUGGCGAGCCCGGUGAUCUGAUAGUGCGCGUUCAGCAAAUGCCCCACAAACGCUUUAUGCGCAAGGGCGAUGAUCUCUAUACAAAUGUUACAAUUAGCCUGCAAGAUGCACUCAUUGGUUUUACAAUGGAGAUCACGCAUCUGGAUGGCCAUAAGGUUCCAGUGACGCGCGAAAAGGUCACAUGGCCCGGUGCGCGGAUACGUAAGAAGGGCGAGGGCAUGCCCAACUUUGAGAACAACAAUCUGACGGGAAAUCUGUACAUUACGUUUGAUGUGGAGUUCCCCAAAAAGGAUCUAAGUGAGGAGGACAAAGAAGCGAUCAAGAAAAUACUCGAUCAGUCGUCCAUAAACAAGAUCUACAAUGGGCUGUGAGUGGAUGUGGUGCCAGUGCUCCUCUGUUAGUUUCUAGUUAUUUAAAUUAUAGUAGCUACAUACAUAUGGGAUGUCAGCUCAGAAAACGCUCCUCCCUCGCACAAAAAUGUGAGGACUGCAUUCUAAGCAAAAACAACUUUGUUCAAAAGUUUGCGCAAAAUUUAAUGACUUAGUUUAAAAAUUGUAAAAUAGUUUCUGCCGCCUGGCGUGGGCUACAAUUAAUUUAAAACUAAAUAACUAAAAUAAACAAGAAAUGUAUAAAUAAAAAACAAAUUUUGUAUAGCAUAGUA